Molecule: messenger RNA, 1658 nt
Organism: Rhododendron vialii
Lineage: Eukaryota; Viridiplantae; Streptophyta; Magnoliopsida; Ericales; Ericaceae
Product: pentatricopeptide repeat-containing protein At4g35850, mitochondrial
Exons: 13
Coding region: 126-1457 (443 amino acids)
Cellular component (GO): mitochondrion
Molecular function (GO): protein binding
Source: RefSeq, a predicted model, not a curated record
GAAGUGUUAAAACCUCAUCACCCCUCAGACUCCGCUGUGAGGGUUUAUGCGCCCAAAGCUUAAUAGUAAAUCGCAACAAUCAGACGAACGGCUUCGGACGAAUCGAAUCAUUCAUCGCGGAAUCCAUGAAGCUGCUUCACUCCAUCUCCGGGCACCACAGGUCUCUGGUCCGAGCAAUCGGACGCCGCUACUUCGCGGCUUCGACCGAAGAGUUUGCCAAGAGGAAUUACGCCAACAAUGAUUCGGAGUAUAACACCGUCAUUACCUCUCUCACUUCUCAACGAAGGCAUUAUUUGUUGAGAGAUGUGUAUGAUGAUAUGAUGCUGGAUGGGGUUAAACCAGAGCGAGAUACAUUUCACUCGCUGAUUGUGGGGACGAUGAAAGGCGCUCGGUUGCAGGACGCUUUCUUCUUCCGUAAUGAAAUGAAAGCCAUGGGUUUGGUUCCUGAUGUUGCUUUAUACAACUUCUUGAUCUCAACCUGUGGGAAAUGCAAGAAUUCACAGCAGGCAAUCCAGAUUUUGGAAGAGAUGAAGAGAUAUGAAGUCAAACCUACAGGACAAACUUUUAUCUGUCUACUGAAUGCAUGUGCAGCUGCUGGGCGGUUAGAUCAAGUGUAUGGAAUUGUUCGUGAUAUGACUGCAGCUGGUCUUGGUUUAAACAAGUUUUGCUACGCGGGCCUUAUUGCUGCACACAAGAAUAAGACUCCUAUUACCGAUGAUACAGCUAGCAAAAUUAUUGAGCUUGUUGAGCAGUCCAAGGGGUGGUCGUCAGUUGAAUCCUCGAGAGACAAUGCUGAAAAUGUUAUGAUGGGUGUUACUGAAGAAGAGUUAUAUAAUACUCCCACUGCAGAAUGCAUUCAUAGGCGUGGUGGCUUCAUAUUUAGGGAGUUAACUGUGUAUCAUGUGGCAUUUCAUGCAUGUGCAGACCUCAGAAAUGUUGAGGCAAUGGAAAUACUCCUAGAGAUGCUGACAAAGGAUGGCAAACCUCUUGAUGUCUAUUGUCUGAUACAAAUCAUGAGGUGUUAUCUGCAUUCCGGAGACCUUGAUCGCGGUCAAAAAGUUUUUGAAGAUUACAUGAAUACAGGGAAGCAGCCUAUGGUGGAGCUGUAUGUGACUCUUGCUGAGGGAGCAAUGUUGGGGCACACUCCCAGGGGAAUGCAACUUGCCCUUGAGACGCUGGAAAAGAUGGUCGCGAGGGGAUUUAACUUGAACCCCAAAAUGGGUAAUGAUCUCCUCCUUGCAGCUUCCGGUGAAAAGACUGGUGGGUAUACCAUGGCAAAUUACGUAUGGGACCUGAUGCAGUCUCGGAAUAUCACCCCUUCACUUCCUGCUGUUGAAGCAUAUUACCAUGGCUUAAAAGAACGAGAUAUACCUGCAGAUGAUCAAAGACUAAUGCUUGUAUCUCGAACUUAUGCCAAUCAGCGCCAAAGAUUCAGACAAGGGCCUGGCCGAUCAUAGUUUAAAAGAUGAAGAAAGUUGCUCGAUUCUUUUCAGUUGUACUGUUAUUGCUUGUUUCAAUAAUUUCUUGAAUGGUGUAAUCUUAAGUUGCUUUCUGGAGGAUGCCUAAGGUUUAACGGGAAAAAAAAGUGGAACUGUAGCUAUAUAUGAUGCCAUUUUGUGUCCAGGCUUGUCGUAAUACACAGUAUUUUGCCGGUCUAA